Messenger RNA from Racocetra persica, 461 nucleotides. NCBI's taxonomy places the organism in Eukaryota, Fungi, Glomeromycota, Glomeromycetes, Diversisporales, Gigasporaceae. The record is from the annotation of a GenBank genome assembly.
AUAUUCCAGAUAGUAUUGCACCAACAAUUCAUGAACCUAUUACAAGAUGUCAAAAUUCAUAUCUUAAUGGAGGAGGAGGAUCUGGUAAAACAACACGAGCAAUUAGAAUAUUUAAAAAUAUAAGUAUGAUUGUCUUUACUCAUACAAAUGCAUUAGCCAAAGAUUUUCAAGAAAAACAUAAUGUAAUUUGUUGUGGUGACGAUGCGCAACCUCCAUCAUGCUUCAGAGAAAUGCCACAUAAUUGGUUAAAAGAGCAUGCCGAUUAUUAUGAAGAAGUCUUGACUGAUUAUCAGGCCAAAUGUCCUAAAUUACGCAAACUCAAAAAAGGAAUGCAUCGUAAAAAUAAUCGGGUGCAAUCAGAAUUAUUUCAUGAAGCAAUUCCAGUUAUAGAAAAAUGGAAAUAUCUUGAAAAGGAAUGGUCUCCCUCAGAUCGAAUUUUAUCAGCACAUCGACUUUUUUGA